Molecule: messenger RNA, 828 nt
Organism: Purpureocillium lilacinum
Lineage: Eukaryota; Fungi; Ascomycota; Sordariomycetes; Hypocreales; Ophiocordycipitaceae
Product: proteasome subunit alpha type-2
Biological process (GO): proteasomal protein catabolic process; ubiquitin-dependent protein catabolic process
Cellular component (GO): proteasome core complex; proteasome core complex, alpha-subunit complex
Source: RefSeq, a predicted model, not a curated record
AUGGCGGACAGAUACUCCUUUUCCCUCACCACGUUCUCGCCCAGCGGAAAGCUGGUGCAGAUUGAGUAUGCACUCAACGCGGUGAACCAGGGCAUCACGGCUCUGGGUAUCAAGGCCACCAACGGAAUCGUCCUCGCCACGGAGAAGAAGUCGUCGUCGCCGCUGGCCGACCAGAGCUCCGUCUCCAAGAUCAGCAACAUCACCCCCAACAUCGGAACCGUCUACUCGGGCAUGGGCCCCGACUCGAGAGUACUGGUCGACCGCGCGCGCAAGGUUUCGCACACGGGCUACAAGCGCAUCUACAACGAGUACCCCCCGACGCGGAUAUUGGUCCAGGACGUCGCCCGGGUCAUGCAGGAGGCCACCCAGUCCGCCGGUGUCCGGCCGUACGGCGUGAGCAUGCUCAUCGCCGGCUGGGACGAGGGCAUCGAGCCCGAGGAGGAGGAGACCACCGCGGAGGGCGAGAAGAAGCCGAGCAAGAAGACGGGCGGCAUCCACAAGGGCGGCCCCAUGCUCUACCAGGUCGACCCGACGGGCAGCUACUUUCCCUGGAAGGCCACCGCCAUCGGCAAGAGUGCCACCAAGGCCAAGACAUUCCUCGAGAAGAGAUACUCGGAGGAGCUGGAGCUCGAGGACGCCAUCCACAUUGCGCUGCUGACCCUCAAGGACAACAUUGAGGGCGAGAUGAACGGCGACUCGAUUGAGAUUGGCAUCGUCGGCCCGCCCGCGGAGCAUCUCCUGGGCAUGGAAGGUGUCGAGGGGUUGAGCGGACCGCGUUUCCGGAAGCUGACCCCCCAGGAGAUUGAGGACUACCUGACGAGUCUAUGA